AUGGCCAGCAUCGAUCGCUAUCGGCCGUCAAGAGAGGCCUAUCAGCCGCCUACUCUCCCUCCUGGUCCUCCGCGGCCAGAUCGGCAGUCGAGAUCUCCUGCGCGUCGCCUGGACGUUCCGCCAGCCGUUCCAUCUCCUCCGACACACUCUUCGCGAACCUCACCGCCUCGACCGCUUUCACAACGAGAUGCGCGAUCGCCACAGCGCUCAAGGGCGCAAAGCCCGUCUGGGCCCCCACCCAAUCAGUGGUACUUCACUAACGACGAGGCACUGAGCACGCCGAGCGUUUUGGAUGGAAUUUCCCCGGCGGAAGAACGACUUCGACGCGCAAAAGGUGUUAACUUCAUCUACCAAGCCGGCGUCCUGCUCGAUCUGCCCCAGAUCACUCUUUGGGUUGCAGGCGUCUUCUUCCAUCGAUUCUACAUGCGAUACAGUAUGGUUGAGGAGAAGGGCGGCAUUCACCAUUAUACGCAGACGUCCCUUCCCAGAUCCAAGCGAGGAACUCAGAAAGCCCAAGCCGAACCAGAACUAACAGACUCGGUCGAACAGAACAUUGCUGCUACAGCUCUCUUCCUUGCGAACAAGACAGAAGAGAAUUGCCGUAAAACGAAAGAAAUCAUCAUUACCGUUGCAAAAGUCGCGCAGAAGAACCCGAAGCUCAUGAUUGAUGAAAUGAGCAAGGAAUACUGGCGCUGGAGGGACAGCAUCCUGGCAUACGAAGAACUUAUGCUGGAGCUGCUUACUUUUGACCUCAUGGUCGACAAUCCCUACCAGCGGCUAUUCGAACUGCUGGGCCAGCUCGACAUUGUCCACAAUAAGCACUUGCGCCAGUCGGCAUGGGCCUGGUGCAACGACGCCUGCCUCACCUCGAUCCCUCUCCUGCUUGAGGCUCGCGAUGUAGCCAUCUGCGCCAUAUUCUUUGCUAGUGUGCACACUAAGAAUAAGAUUGAAGACGUCAACGGCGAACCGUGGUGGAAGGCCCUGAAGGGCAACGAGAGGAAAUGCACUCGUGCAAUUGAUAUCAUGCAACAAUUCUAUACGGAGAACCCGCUUAGGAAGCAGAACCCAUCUCUGCCAUCGCCGGCCUUCGACCUGGAGAACACGAGACAGCCGAGAGACCCCAUGAGCCAGGACGCGCUUUCAUCGACGGCAGGUACGCCCUUCGAACUUGACAGGGGGACGCAAAGUCCCAGGGCUCGCAUCAAUGGCCGCGACGAUGUCACCAACACCGAAUCUGGAUCACAGGCUACUCUCAAGGAGCCGGAAAGAGCGAAUGGUAACGGCGCCGUAUCUCCAGGCAAGAGGAAGGAAGUUGAGUCUGACUCUGAGGGUCGGGACCAGAAGCGCGCGAGACUAUCCGAUGAGGAUGAGGGAGAAGUCCUGGAUUAG
Colletotrichum aenigma is the source of this 1389-nucleotide messenger RNA. It is a transcript of the gene pch1, whose product is annotated as Cyclin pch1. The transcript has 2 exons. Lineage: Eukaryota; Fungi; Ascomycota; Sordariomycetes; Glomerellales; Glomerellaceae. Gene Ontology annotation, biological process: positive regulation of DNA-templated transcription, elongation; regulation of transcription by RNA polymerase II. The coding region runs from base 1 to 1389 and encodes 462 amino acids. Gene Ontology annotation, molecular function: cyclin-dependent protein serine/threonine kinase activator activity. The record is from RefSeq and is a predicted model, not a curated record. Gene Ontology annotation, cellular component: cyclin/CDK positive transcription elongation factor complex; nucleus.